CUCAUGCUUUUACUCUCACACCAAAAAGCUUAACUUAUGCACUCACUCUUUUGUGUGUGACAAAAAGAUAGAGCUAGCAAAAAGAGAGAUCAUUAUAGUGUUUGAUAGUAAGUACACAAUGGUCCAAGCAAAGAAAAUUGUAGAGGAGGUGUCUGGUUGGUUGAGAGUCUAUGAUGACGGCUCAGUCGACCGAACUUGGACUGGACCCCCAGAUGUCAAGUUCAUGGCUGAACCAGUCCCUCCACACCAUGAAUUCGUGGAUGGUGUAGCCACACACGAUGUCAAAAACUCUGGCAAACUCAGAGCUCGGAUUUACCUUCCAGAGAAAAACCCAGAUGAAGAAAACGUCAAAUUUCCAAUCCUGCUUCACUUCCAUGGUGGUGGUUUUUGCAUUAGCCAAGCUGAUUGGUACAUGUACUACAACAUGUACACUCGUAUGGCACGUUCAGCUAGAGUGAUUUGUGUCUCAGUUUAUUUACGCCUUGCUCCUGACCACCGUUUGCCAACAGCUAUUGAUGAUGGCUAUUCAGCUCUCCUUUGGCUGAGUUCUUUGGCUAAAGGUGAAUCACAUGAGCCUUGGCUCAAUAAAAACGCUGAUUUCAACCGUGUGUUCCUUAUUGGAGAUAGCUCAGGAGGGAACAUUGUUCAUGAAGUGGCUGCAAGAGCUGGGAAAAUUGAUCUGAGUCCUUUGAGACUUGCUGGAGCAAUUCCAAUCCACCCUGGUUAUGUGAGAUCAGAGAGGAGUAAGUCUGAGUUAGAGCAACCUCAAUCACCGUUUCUUACACUGGAUAUGGUGGACAAGUUUUUGAGCUUAGCAUUGCCUUUGGGGUGCAACAAAGACCAUCCCAUAACGUGUCCAAUGGGCCAAGCAGCGCCACCACUAGAGGGGCUCAAUUUGCCACCUCUUUUGCUUUGCAUAGCUGAGAAGGACUUGAUUUUAGACACUGAGAUGGAGUACUAUGAGGCUUUGAAGAAGGCAAAUAAGGAUGUGGGGCUUUUGACUAGUCCUGGAAUGGGUCACAGUUUCUACCUUAACAAAAUUGCUGUGGACAUGGACCCAAAUACGGCUGCUCAAACAACUGGUCUUAUUGCAGGAAUCACUGAAUUUGUCAAUAAACAUUAAAUAAUUUUGUAUCUAUAUAUGUUAUGUAAUAUUUAUGUUUUGCUAGUUUGCACUUUGUGAGAGAGAUCAAUACUCACAGAGAUGUGCACACAAGAUCACCCCUAAGGUUAAUUGCUUUUGCCUAUGAGUUUCUAGUUUAAUAUAAAUAAAUAUCCAUGUUCAUA
This is a messenger RNA of Quercus robur (English oak), 1287 nucleotides long. RefSeq names its product probable carboxylesterase 17. Bases 119 to 1123 code for a protein of 334 amino acids. The transcript has a single exon. The record is from RefSeq and is a predicted model, not a curated record. Gene Ontology annotation, molecular function: hydrolase activity. NCBI's taxonomy places the organism in Eukaryota, Viridiplantae, Streptophyta, Magnoliopsida, Fagales, Fagaceae.